Molecule: messenger RNA, 2429 nt
Organism: Thamnophis sirtalis
Lineage: Eukaryota; Metazoa; Chordata; Lepidosauria; Squamata; Natricidae
Gene: NR2F1
Product: nuclear receptor subfamily 2 group F member 1
Biological process (GO): regulation of DNA-templated transcription
Molecular function (GO): sequence-specific DNA binding; zinc ion binding; DNA-binding transcription factor activity
Source: RefSeq, a predicted model, not a curated record
UAAAAAUAUUCAGGAGAGGCCCUCUCUUCACCUUGUCACCUUCAUUUUUAUAAGUCUCAAGUUAGAAUUUUUUGGCCUCGGAUUAGUAGAUCGACACACUUACGCCCUUACACACAUACACAAACUUUUCUCAGCUUUAAAUAAAUCCAAACACAGCUUACAUUUGGGACAGUGAAUGUAUCCAUGGCAUUCGAGUAGUACGUGCAGGCGUGUGUGUACGUAUGUAUGUGUUGUGCAUGCUGCACAGUUGCAAAUGUUUGUCUUCACUGGCCAAAGCAGUAGCAAGUUGGUGCUUUCUGGAACCAUACAGUUAAAGGCUUAGUGCCAUCCUUCUUUCCUUGCCGCUCAUGUUUGGCUUCUGUAAGUUCACAAUUUAUUUUAAUUCAUCUCUUUUAACAGUAACAACCCCCCCACCCCACCCCACCCCAUCCUUUUAAAUACAGAGUGUUCCAUUUAAAUUGGGCAGAGGCUUGCCUGUGUGUGUGUGUAUGUGUGUGUGUUUAGUGGGACUGGGACCUGAUAAGGCAAGGGUAGCUUUCAAAGGCUAAGGAGAGCUCUCCCUGACCCCCGCCUCCCCCUUCCCAGUUUGGUAGCCUUAUUGUGCGAUUCCGGACUGGCAAAUAAAGGGGAGGUUUAGCUGGAUGGUAUUUUGCAACCGCAACAACUUUGAGCACUGACUGGGCUCAAGAGGACUCAGAAUGUCUCACUGGGUCUCUGGAAAGACGAAGCGGGAACAUUUUGCAGCGGUUCAGCGAGGAAGGAUGCCUCCGAGCCAGCCGAACCCGGGCCAGUACGCGCUGACCAACGGCGAUCCGCUGAACGGCCACUGCUACCUGUCGGGCUACAUCUCGCUGCUGCUGCGAGCCGAGCCUUACCCGACGUCGCGCUAUGGCAGCCAGUGCAUGCAGCCCAACAACAUCAUGGGCAUCGAGAACAUCUGCGAGCUGGCGGCGCGGCUGCUCUUCAGCGCCGUCGAGUGGGCCCGCAACAUCCCCUUCUUCCCAGACCUGCAGAUCACCGACCAGGUGGCCCUGUUGCGCCUCACCUGGAGCGAGCUCUUCGUCCUCAAUGCCGCCCAGUGCUCCAUGCCGCUGCACGUGGCCCCGCUCCUGGCCGCCGCCGGACUCCACGCCUCGCCCAUGUCCGCCGACCGUGUGGUGGCCUUCAUGGACCACAUCCGCAUCUUCCAGGAGCAGGUGGAGAAGCUCAAGGCCCUGCACGUCGAUUCCGCCGAAUACAGCUGCCUCAAAGCCAUCGUCCUCUUCACCUCAGAUGCCUGUGGCCUGUCGGACGCGGCGCACAUUGAGAGCCUGCAGGAGAAAUCGCAGUGCGCCCUGGAGGAAUACGUGCGCAGCCAAUACCCCAACCAGCCCAGCCGCUUCGGCAAGCUGCUCCUCCGGCUGCCUUCCCUGCGCACCGUCUCCUCGUCGGUCAUCGAGCAGCUCUUCUUCGUCCGCUUGGUAGGUAAAACCCCCAUCGAGACGCUCAUCCGAGACAUGCUGCUCUCCGGCAGCAGCUUCAACUGGCCUUACAUGUCGAUCCAGUGUUCCUAGAGCAGUCCCUGGCCUCCCCCCCACCAGCCCCGCUUAGCGACCCGCCACGGGCCUUGCGGCUGAGCGGCCAGAAAAAGGGGGGGUCCCGAGGAGAGAGAGAAAGAGAGCAAAGAAAGGGACCCAAAACGCCCCACUUCCCCACGGCCGGGAGCCCGGAGACCUCGUCUUGAAGGAAAGACUGGCGGAGGCUGGCAACUCCAGCGCGGCGGCGGUGGCCAAAAAAGGGGGCAGCUCGCCUGUGUUGGAACCAACGGCGACCCCGAGGUGGGAGACUUUUUAAAACGAAGGAACAAAAAAAAAAAAGCAAAGACCGAAGGGAUUUUUCUCAUUGUACUGCCCGCCCGCCUACCCCCCUCCGAGAAAGAGAGGAAAGAGGAAGAGGAGGAAGAGGAUGAGAUGGAUUUUCCUGGAUUGAUCACGGACCGAAAUGGGGAUCAAGUGUACAGCAAACCCAGUUUUCGGAAAGGAAACUGAAGCCGAACUGAACCGAGGGGGAGGGGGAACGGGAGGGGGACCCACGGGGAAACACUGACCACGAACAUUGCUCUUCAUUUUGUAAAAUAUUAGUCUUUAUUUUCACUUUUUUUGUAAAAUUUAAAAACAUCGUUAUGCGCAUAAAAAGGAGAGAAGAUAAACCAACACAAGAAACAAAAAUCUAGGGAAGGGGAAAUAACGUUUUCCAAAUAAUUAUUAAAAAAAACAAGGAAUUGUUCUGUGUGUAUGUAUCUAUAUCUGUUUUGUAUUUUUUUCUGGUUCCAAACCAGGCUUCCUGUGAUUCUAUACUAAUAAUUUUUGAUAUAACCCUUUGCUUCUUAUAAUGAGUGCGAUAUAUGUUGUUGAAGCUGUUCUUCAAGAAUUAAAAAAUUGAAGUGAGAA